Megalops cyprinoides (Indo-Pacific tarpon) is the source of this 4863-nucleotide messenger RNA. RefSeq names its product exocyst complex component 3-like 4 (gene exoc3l4). The record is from RefSeq and is a predicted model, not a curated record. Gene Ontology annotation, biological process: exocyst localization; exocytosis. Gene Ontology annotation, molecular function: SNARE binding. The coding region runs from base 252 to 2684 and encodes 810 amino acids. Gene Ontology annotation, cellular component: exocyst. The transcript is spliced from 14 exons. Lineage: Eukaryota; Metazoa; Chordata; Actinopteri; Elopiformes; Megalopidae.
CUGCCUGACUGACUGAUUUCUUUCUCUUCUUUUUUACUUCUUUUUUUCAUGCCAUACAUGCUAAAGCCAGGCUUUACAGGUUUUGAGGCCAGAGGAGGUGAUUUUUUUCCCAAAAUCACCUUCACCUAGGUGAAGGUGAAAGUGAAAGCAUUUGGAUUACAUACACUGCCUGGGCAGGCCAGCGUUCCUUAGAACUGCGUCAACUACGAAAACUGUUUCACAGUGGCGGCCGAGGGCCAGACGACAGCUUCAUGGCAGAGACGGGACAAGGCAACGCCAAGGCAGAUGAGGCUAAGAGUCCGGAGGGUAAGGGGGUCGCCCCUGACCUUGAGAAGACCGAAAACGGGGAAGCGCAGGCCGACGGCACAGGAAAGAGGGAGAAGAAAAUGGGGAAGAUGAUGUCCUUUAGAGAAAGCAUGCGGCUGAUAAAGGAGAAGAGCCCCCUGACCUCAAACAACAGGUCGUCGAAGGAAAUACUCAACACUGAGAGGGCACUGGAGCGGAGUAAUUCUGCAAGUACCCCUGAAAAGGACACACCGGCACCCGCUUCCCCAAGGCCGAGCCCUGGGUCACCAAUGCUCUCUCCUGUAAAGGCCCUGAUGGGGGUCUUUAAGAAGGAAGGGGACAGUGCUGAGGGUUCACCACAGACCCGCAAGACUCAUGGUCACUCCAGGUCUCAAUCAGAUCCCACGCUUGCAGUAAGCAAUGUACCGUCCAAGUCAGGGAUCAGGCGCAGUUUGUGGCUGAGCAAGAAGGAAAAGGUGCCUAAACAGGAGCCGCUGCAGCCUGUCAGUGAGGUUGCGAGUGAGAAGUCUCUGGAGACGGCUGGGGUGGAGGAGACAUAUACAAUCCCAGAGAUCCCCCUCACACCUCUGUCAGUUAUGCAGAUCAACAAACUGAUCGAGAUGGAGGUGCUGGAGGAGGCCCACCUGAACCUGCUCUCCCUGCGGGAGGAGCUGAGGAGGGAGCAGGAAGCCGGUGGUGACGCGGCCUCCACUAUGGAUCUGGUAAACAAACAGAAAGACCUGGACCUCCUCUACCGCGCCCUGCGGGACAAGGUGAAGGACAUCGUCAGGGACUCCAGCAAGCUGCCGUCGCGCAACAAGGAGCUGCUGGUGCACGUGGCCCGCAUCAUCCAGGAGGAGGAGAAGAGGGAGGGGAGUUCUGGCAGCGGGCAGGGGGGCUGGAUGGACACCUGGAAGGAAGCGGUGCUGGAAGGGGUGCGGGCCAAAAUCGGGAGCGUGCAUCUGGACAGCAGGGAGCAGAACACCUCCUGGCUGGCUGUCCACCUAGGCCUGCUCGGCACUGCCAUCGUGGAGGACCUGGAAAACGUGAAAAAUGAACUGAAGGACUCCUACCCUCCCAGCUUUGAUGUGUUCAACACUUAUGUGGACUGUUAUCAUCAGGCCAUUGCACAGCACCUAAAGAAAAUCCUACAGCUAAAACUGGAUUCAAAAGACCUCUACGCUCUGCUGGACUGGAUCAUCAAUCGCUACGAGAGUGAGAAGAUCAUGGGCAGUGUCACCCUGCAGCCAGACAUGAGGGAAGAUAACAAAGCCCUCUCACUGGAGCACGGUUUCCUGGACCGCAUCAAAACAACCUACUUUGAACGUUUGAAGGAGGACGUAAGAACCAAUUUAGGUAACUUGGUGAAGCUUGAAUGUGAUGACAUGUGGAAAGAGAGGAAGAGACCAAGCAUCGAUGAAGGCUUCUAUCAUUCUGAAAUCCCCAUAGAUAUUUUGACGGUUAUUAAGCCAUAUGUGGUAAAUUCCAAGAGAAUCGACCCAAAUCUGGAGAAGAAGGUUGUGUGUGCCUGUUCCGAGGAGCUGAAAGGGUUUCCCCAAAGGUUUGAGGCAGCGUUCAGACAGCAGAGUGAGACCUGGACUGACCACUCACUACAGGCCGAAUACGAGAUCACCUACAUCAACAGCUUCACUGCCCUGAAGGAGCAGAUGGAGGUGUUCAGAGACAGCAGCCCAGAGCAGGUGGAACAGCUGGGGAAGGAAAUGGAGGCUGUAGUCAGCAGACUGGGCCAGUGUCUGCUGGAGCGGUAUAAAGCAGAAAUCAGGCCCUUCCUCAGAAGAAUGAUGACCAGGAAGUGGCUCUCCACAGAUGAAGACUUCAAAGGCAUCGUGAACAGCACAAAGAGGUUGUCCAAUCUCUGCGGAGGGAUGAAGCCCCCCUAUGUGCAGACAUUUGUGAACGAGGUGCAGUAUUACGUGGUGAAGGAGUACAUCUCUCAGCUGAUGAAAAACAACUAUUCCUGCAAGAACGGUAAGAAUGUGGAUGCAGCAGCCAAGAUGAAGAACCAGUGGGAAGAGCUGCAGGGUCUCUUUGAGGAACUGAAAUCAACAUCUGAUUGGCUCGAGCCCAUUGGAGAGCAUCUGUGUAACAUCAUUGGACAGAAAAACAAAAAGGAGAUAAAGAACAGCCUGCAGCCUCUACUCAGAGACUACCCUGACUUCAGCAAGAAGCACCUGGCGGCCGUGCUGUCCUUCCGGGGGAUGGUGAGGGGCCGGGAGAGGCAGCUGAUUCUGCGCCGGGUCAGGGAGCUGAAGCAGAGCGCGGGGGACUCUGGCGACGUGAGCCGAGCCCUCUUCAGCGACAUGCAGGUCACUGUCAACACAGACUGCCUGGCCAGAGUGCCUUUCUUCUGCCUGCCCCCUUGCCUCUCUGACAGCUAAUUACACGUUUGCGUCUGCACGUGUUCCAGAAUGGAUGUUGAAAUUGGCCAUGAGAAUAAAAAUGGAGGGGAAGCAGGGUGGAGCCCUGAUGGAGGCACCACCAUAAUGUUGUCCACGCCACUUUGUACUGCUGAACCGGAAAAUGUGCGACCGAUAAAGCGUGAUUGGCCUGGUGAUGUGGCACCAUGCUGAAUGUAACUAAAUGUAUGCAGCUGAUGUAUGGCUGCAAAAGGUACUUUCCAGAUUGGGUGCUGUACAAACUGAUUGCUGGAUUGCAUGAACCCCCACCCUGUUUAAAGGGGGGAAUCCCACCCUCACCUGCUAUGGGGCUCCAAAUCUCCAUCGGCUCAUUUUCUUCCACACGGUUCAGCAACCUUCCAAUGUGAAUGUGGGGAAGUUUUCUGAAUACUCCCCCACGAACAGGAAUAUUCCAAGCCUCUUUGAGUGAUUGCUGUCUCUGUCAGUCUGUUUUGUUAAGUGUUUCCAAGGUUCUUUUAUUAAAAAACACUUCACAGAUGAUUCAUAAUUUUGUGUAAAUAUCUCUAAAAGUCUUAAAUAUUUCUUUCAGUGGGCAUAAUAGAGCUCCAAUUCUCUCCUCCUGUGACUAUUUACUUACAGCUGUCACCAUUCCACUUAUGCAUCUGAUUCCUUGUGAUGUGUUGCAAUUAAGAAUCUAUACCCAUCGGAUAACAGUCAUACUAACCAUAUACAUCUAAUAAAACAUGAACAUACAGUUAAGUUCUCGUAGGAUAUGUAGUGUGGCAUAAUUCUAUACACAGACAGGACUUUCCUUCACAAGGAGACAGAAGCAGACUUUUAAUAUGUUAUUCAUAGGUGACACUUUCCAUUAUUGGACUUACAUCACAUUCUAUUACAUGCAUUUAGCAGAUGUGCUUAUCCAGAGCAACUUCCAGUGCCAGAAAACAAGAAGCCCAUACCAACAUGCCUAUGAACAGGAACAUAUCUGUCCAAGAAUAAGCUGUAGGGAUGCACGAUAUUGCUAAGUUAAUCGCUUGUGGUUGACCUGGCAGAAUGACAGGACCUCAGAUGCUAGGCGUUUCCGUAAACACCACCCUACAGGAUAAUGCUUAUCUGUUUACAUCCAUGCUUCAGCCCAUGGUCUUCCCCUUAUUUAUAAUGUAAACUGUAUUAGUAUUAUGCAAAGAAUUUGCUGGGUGUUUACCCUGUAUGCAUGUUUUAAAGACGUAGUGAAAGUUGUCAUGGUUGAUGUACAGGUUGAGGUCAGAGGUUUGGCCAUGGAGCCUUGGGCUGUCUUGAAUUAGGCUGACUUUCUGCAACAAUGACUGCCUUUAUAGUUUGUAGGCUUGCCAGCCACUGCUUGCAUUAAACAUUUUAAUUUAUUUUGUUCAAUACACUAUAGUGUGGUACCAUUGCGAUAGCUGGGGAUGACAGAACUACUAGUUGUGAGAAGAGUAUAUUCAUUACCUUGCCAAAUAGGCUAAAACUUCUAGAAUCAAAAUAGCUGGAAUUAUGCCAAAAUAGAAUAGGCCAUCUCACUGGAGGUUAUUACAUAUGAUACUCUCGCUAUUUCAACUUUUUACAGUUAGCUGAAACGAGAAGACAUUUUCACGCUAAAAAUAUGGCAUAAGGGAAAGGCUAAAACUGGUUUUGUUUCAAGAGUGCAAGAGUACAUGAAAGUGCUUGAGGAGGCCUAAAGUGAAUUAAAUGUAAGAUAUCUCUAAGAUGUUGUGCAUGAAUACAUAUUCUCUUGUCACAAAUGUCUGUCAAAUAUAUUAAAUAUUUUUCAAAGGAAAGCAACUGGAAAACAAUGCUGCUUUUGUUGUUUUUCAUGACAUUAAGGGGAAAAAAAACUUUAGGAGUUCAGGUAAAAUAUGACUUCAUUCCAAGUUACCUUACUUUUUGUUGAUUAGUAUAUGUUCUCUUGUAUGUGUAUUUGGCCUCACAUCUCUGUUAUUCUUAUAUGUCGCUAAUGUGAGUAUAUAUUUCAAACUGCUUGUUUAUUUUUUUUCCACACAACAAAUCUACAUUAAAGGUGAAAUAUGUGGCAGGAGUUGGAAUAUCAGAAUUUGAAGCGCAUUUGUGUUGUUUUCAGCAAGAAUUUUGAAAAGUAAUUUCCUUCAAACUGAAAAUAUUUGGAUACACAUGAGCCUAGCUGUUCUUGACUGGACUAUCAUUCUGAAAUAAACAUUACCUGUCG